Molecule: messenger RNA, 2739 nt
Organism: Penicillium canescens
Lineage: Eukaryota; Fungi; Ascomycota; Eurotiomycetes; Eurotiales; Aspergillaceae
Exons: 5
Coding region: 1-2739 (912 amino acids)
Source: RefSeq, a predicted model, not a curated record
AUGUCAUCGGACAUCACCCAGCCAGCCAUGGAUGGCGCGCUCCGCCCAAGAGCUGUCAAGGUAGCGAAGCUUGAGAACCUCAUCAAGGGAAUCGGUUAUCCCUACCAUAACGAGAGCACAAAAUUGGAGAUCGGAAACGGUGUGAUGGAACUGUGCAUCGGAAACUGGAAGUCAGAGUGGCCCACUUUUGACCUGCACAAGACCGACGAUGCCCGUCCUCAAGGGGGGUUCCAGCUAAAGGUCACGGACCUGGACAUGGUUGUUACAUUUGUGAUCAAGGGCAACUACCCCUUCGGAAUGGAUGGAUUGUGUGACAAUCUGGCCGACAUGUUCCAGAUGCCCGAGGAUCUCGGGAUGUCCGAUUUUAUCGUGGGAAAAGCUGCGGUCACCAAAAUCAUGAAGUCGAAGAAGAAGGGGACGGAAAAGUGGUCAACUCCAUUCACAACCUUCGGGUGCCGAGUGAACUGGAUGACCAGCGACGAUGAUCCCGCCGUGCUGAAGUACAAGUUUCUGCCGACGAAACCUUUGAACCAAGAUGAGCAGGUCAUUGUCAACAUCAACAAAUGCAAUGUCAACUUCCUGGGUGUUGCCCAAUCAAAUCUGACUGAAUACGGAGAGGCCAUGGCUGUGCCAAUUCGGAUCUGGCUGUGCACCAGGUGGAUGGCGGAGAAGUCUGGCGGCGCAGACAACAAUCUGUUUGGCAAGGUGUCAACCACUGAGAUCCCCAAAACUGCGCGCAAUACCAAUCCCCAGAAGCUUGAUCAUACCUCUUCGGAGGAACCAGAAGGUCAGGGGCAACGCCCGGAAGCGGUGGAUCGUCAAGCGGCAAUGGAUGAGAGUAUCUCCGAUCUCGAUUCCAGCGCUGAAAAAAGUAAUGAGUGUUUGAUGGCAGAGCUCACGUUUGGUGAUGGCGGUGAUACUGCGAUUGACGCUUAUACUCCGGGCCUAGCCCUACGUGGUGACUCUUUGCAGGGUGUGCAAAACCAAAAGAGCAGUCCAACUGCUCUGACUGAGCGACGACUAGCCAUCGUUGGCAAUCUCACAGUCACUGUACCCCAGCUACCUCUUACUCCCACUGCCUUGAUGACCACCAUGACAUUGUCAUACGAGACAGCCCGAUCUCACCUCUCACCUCCUACGUCCUCCCCCAACUCUCCUCUCUCUCCUUUCAGAACUCCCCCAUCGGGUAGAGAAGAGGCAGAGGAUGGGGAAGUGUGCGAAAAGUCAGAAGGAUUGGCCUUACCUGGUGAUCAGCCGAUUCUUACUUCGCCGACUACGGAGGUUGCAUGUGAGCUUCGGUUCCCUGUCUCGGGGAAGGACGAGCCGUGUUUUUCUGACCCUGAAGACUACACCAACUACCGCGCGGUGGUUGUUGCGGUGGACUUCCCUCGCGAGGAGUCCGCCGAUGCGGUCAGACUGGGCCUGUUCGAAGGGCUCCAGAACAACACACGUUCGUCCUUCCCGGCCAACUCCACCUUGUUCCUUGACCUGAUUGAGGGAGGGUCUACAGCAGAUGAGGAGCAAUCCGCAACGGCUGGUGUUCGGGUUCCCUUCCAGGACCCAGCCUGCUCCGAAUCUAGCUCCCUUCCCAUGACGGUCAAGACUUCCCAGGAGAGGGAGAAGUACAACUCUUACAGGCUUGGUCACAUGUCUGGUACUGACUCUUCUUCGGGCAAUGGUGGAGGAGGCCACCACUCAUCUCCCCUCGUGGGAAUCACCAAGGAAGUAGGAUCCCCCACAGCCGAGCAGAAGGGCAACAACCUCAUUUCCGAAGUAUGCAGACCCCGAACCCUUGCCGAGGCCGUUUUUCCUUGUGCGCUUGAAGGGUGUCUGGUGCUCUGCAGUCUUACGGACGAAAUGAGUGUUGUGUGCCCGAAGUGCGGACCGUAUUCAUCGGUUCGCUACUGCGGCAAGGAACACCUGUGGGGUGACGCCAUUGUGCACUGGGAGCAUUGUGGAGGGUAUUCCCUCCCAUACCAGUGCCUGGCAGGACCGCUUCCAGAGGGGAUUCUCGUGGGUCCACCCAUGGUGCCAAGCUUUCAUGGCUGGGACAGCCCUGAACGUCAUCGUCAAGCGCUGUGGUUCAGUUCCGCAGCCAAUCAAGGCGAUUAUUUCGUCUUCGCGGACUCUGUUCUCAACCAGCUGAGAUCGAUUGGCACUUCAGCAAGUCACGGGCCACGUUGUUCAACCCGAGUCGUACUCACCGUGCGAUUCGACAACCCCAUACGGAAAGAUCGCUUCCGUCGUCUGUUGGCGAUCUGCCUGUUUGGGGGUGUUGAAUAUCGUGGUCUCGUUGGCGUUCUUUUCCGGUUUAUCCGGGGCUGGAUGAAGUUCCAUCAAGUAUGGGACCACAUGGAGGAGAACAUUCUGGUUGAUCAACUUGAGCGAGAGAUGGGCAACUUUAUCCCUACCUCGCACAUUUGUCAGCACAAUGUUCGGGAGAAUGAGUGGACUGGAGCCGACCAAAGCCCCUCCGACGAAUCAAGCCACAGACACUGUGUGCCGCCGCAACAAAGACUUCAAGAAGAUCUAGAGGUGGGACGGGGUCUCGAGGGAUUGUGCAAUGACCUGGAGUCCACUUGUUGGAUUCUGCGAGCACACCGAACCACCCACCCUACGAUCAGAAGUGUGGUGGCCCGCGUGCGUGGUGAUGGUUUCGAUGGGGUCCUGCCAUGGGACCGACGUGUUUGGCGUCGGGGCGAAGGUUGGGACGGGUUUGGCAAUCCCGCCGAAUGGUAG